Messenger RNA from Pimephales promelas (fathead minnow), 6680 nucleotides. Lineage: Eukaryota; Metazoa; Chordata; Actinopteri; Cypriniformes; Leuciscidae. The record is from RefSeq and is a predicted model, not a curated record.
AAAUACAAGGAAGCUGAUAGAAAAGACGUUUCCACGUGUCUCUACACACACCUGGAAGAAACACUGGAGACAAAACAUGCUAAAGAGGCGUACCAGCUACAGAGCCAGGUGAUGUACAAGGACAGACAGACGUCAGACUCUCUCUUCUCUACGCUGCCCGAGACGCCGGAGAUGCAGUUCGCCAGAGAGAUCACAGAGACCAUCAGCGAGAAUAAGUACCGGGAGCAGAGCCGGAAGAGCAUCAGCUGCUGCGUUUACUCUCAGCUUCCUGAAACUGCAGAGACUCAAUUCAGCAGGAGCAUCUCUGAGCUGCAGAGUCAGGUGAAGUAUAAGGCUGACGCUCAGCAGCAGAUGAGCAGAUCUCUGUACCAUCAGCUCGCAGAAACUCCAGAAACUCGACACGCUCGAGACGCCGCUCAGAUCCAGAGCCAGCUGCAGUACCAGCAGGGCCGGGCGUCAGUGACGGGCAGUAAUCUGUUCUCCCUGAUGGCAGAGACGCCGCAGAAUGAGUUCGUGAAGCAGCAGAUGGAGCUGCAGAGUGAGCUGAAGUAUAAAGCUGACCUGAAGGAAAACUCCAGUAAUCUGUACUCGCUGAUGCCGGAGACGCUGGAGACACAGUUCAGCAAACACACCGCAGACCUACAGAGCAACGUGAAGUAUAAGGCUGACGCUCAGCAGCAGAUGAGCAGAUCUCUGUACCAUCAGCUCGCAGAAACUCCAGAAACUCGACACGCUCGAGACGCCGCUCAGAUCCAGAGCCAGCUGCAGUACCAGCAGGGCCGGGCGUCAGUGACGGGCAGUAAUCUGUUCUCCCUGAUGGCAGAGACGCCGCAGAAUGAGUUCGUGAAGCAGCAGAUGGAGCUGCAGAGUGAGCUGAAGUAUAAAGCUGACCUGAAGGAAAACUCCAGUAAUCUGUACUCGCUGAUGCCGGAGACGCUGGAGACACAGUUCAGCAAACACACCGCAGACCUACAGAGCAACGUGAAGUAUAAGGCUGACGCUCAGCAGCAGAUGAGCAGAUCUCUGUACCAUCAGCUCGCAGAAACUCCAGAAACUCGACACGCUCGAGACGCCGCUCAGAUCCAGAGCCAGCUGCAGUACCAGCAGGGCCGGGCGUCAGUGACGGGCAGUAAUCUGUUCUCCCUGAUGGCAGAGACGCCGCAGAAUGAGUUCGUGAAGCAGCAGAUGGAGCUGCAGAGUGAGCUGAAGUAUAAAGCUGACCUGAAGGAAAACUCCAGUAAUCUGUACUCGCUGAUGCCGGAGACGCUGGAGACACAGUUCAGCAAACACACCGCAGACCUACAGAGCAACGUGAAGUAUAAGGCUGACGCUCAGCAGCAGAUGAGCAGAUCUCUGUACCAUCAGCUCGCAGAAACUCCAGAAACUCGACACGCUCGAGACGCCGCUCAGAUCCAGAGCCAGCUGCAGUACCAGCAGGGCCGGGCGUCAGUGACGGGCAGUAAUCUGUUCUCCCUGAUGGCAGAGACGCCGCAGAAUGAGUUCGUGAAGCAGCAGAUGGAGCUGCAGAGUGAGCUGAAGUAUAAAGCUGACCUGAAGGAAAACUCCAGUAAUCUGUACUCGCUGAUGCCGGAGACGCUGGAGACACAGUUCAGCAAACACACCGCAGACCUACAGAGCAACGUGAAGUAUAAGGCUGACGCUCAGCAGCAGAUGAGCAGAUCUCUGUACCAUCAGCUCGCAGAAACUCCAGAAACUCGACACGCUCGAGACGCCGCUCAGAUCCAGAGCCAGGUGGCGUAUAAAGGCAUCAGAAAGGGCGAUUUCUCGGGCUCCUCGUUCACUGCGGUCCCAGACUCGGCGGAGAUGAAGUGUGUCCAGCAGAUCUCACACACACUCAGUGAGAGCGAGUACCGUGAGGAGGGCAGGAGGAGUCUCUCGUCCAGUGUUUACUCUCAGCUGUCCGAGACUCCAGAGACGCAGUUCGUCAGAUCCGUGUCAGAUCUGCAGAGCGAGGUGAAAUAUAAGCAGCAGGUGACCGACUCGCUGUACGCCACGCUGCCCGAGACGCUGGACACGCAACACGCUAAACACGCCACUGACAUCAUCAGUGAGGUGAAGUACCGGGAGGACGGCAGAGGGGGUUUAUCGAGUCCACUCUUCACUCGCCUGACGCAGACGCUGCAGACGCAGACGGUUCGAGACAUCGCAGACGCGCAGAGCCAGGUCAAAUAUAAGCAGAAGGACGAUCAGCCCAGUCUUUAUUCACUCCUACCUCAGACCGCAGACACACUGUUAGCCAGUCACAUGACCGACAUCCAGAGCCAGCUUCAGUACCAGCACGACGGGAAGAAGGAGUCCGAGAGUAACUUAUACAGCCUGAUGCCACACACGCUGGAGACCGAACACGCUAAACACGCCGGCCAGCUGCAGAGUCACGUGAAAUAUAAAGAGCAGAGCCGAACGGAUGCGUGUCUUUACGCUCUUCUGCCCGAGACUCAAGACACGCGACACGCUAAACACGCGUCAGAGCUGCGCAGUGAGCUGAAGUACAGAGAGGACGGGAAGAAGGAUCAGGCCUCAUCGCUGUUCUCUCAGACGAUCGACACUGCAGAGACUCGACGGCUCCGAGAGAUCAGCGCACUGCAGAGUCAGGUUCAGUAUAAGGCUGAAGGACAGAAGCUCAAGAGCUCCAGUCUUUAUUCUCAGAUGCCAGAGACCCCAGAGACGCAGUUCGUGAAGACGGUCACUGAACUCCAGAGCGACGUGAAGUAUAAGGCUGACGCUCAGCAGCAGAUGAGCAGAUCUCUGUACCAUCAGCUCGCAGAAACUCCAGAAACUCGACACGCUCGAGACGCCGCUCAGAUCCAGAGCCAGCUGAAGUAUAAGGAGAAGGACAACUCGUCGUCUCUUUUCUCUCUCCUGCCGGAGACUCCAGAGACGCGGGCGGCCAGACAGCAGACGCAGGCCUGCAGCAAGGUCCGAUAUAAAGAGGACGGGAAGAGGGAGGGAUCGCCGUGUCUGUACUCACUGAUGCCCGAGACGCUGGAGACACAGUUCGCCAAACAGCAGAGUGAACUACAGAGCCAGAAUCAGUACCGCAGAGAGACUCAGGAGGAUCUGUCUCAGUGUGUGUACUCUCAGCUGCCCGAGACGCUACACACACAGUUUGUGAAGGAGCUGACGCCGCUCAUCAGUGAGAGGAAAUACAGGGAGUCGGCUCAGAGGGAGAGCAGCUCGUCUCUGUAUCACACACUCCCUGAAACCAAAGACACGCAACACGCCAGAGACGCCACCGAGAUCCAGAGCGAGGUCCGAUAUAAAGAAGGGAAGAAGCUCCAGUCGUCCAGCGUUUACUCUCAGCUCCCGCAGACGCCACAGACACAGUUCGCCGCUAAAGUCUCCGAGCUGCAGAGCGAAAACCGCUACCGAGAGGAGGGCCGGAGGAGCGCCUGCGUCUGCCUUUACUCUCAGCUGCCCGAGACCACACACACACAGCUCGCGCGCACGCUGACCGACCUACAGAGCCAGAGCAAGUAUAAAGAGGCCGGGAAGAAGCAGGCGUCCAGCGCUCUGUAUUCACUGCUGCCCGAGACUCUGGAGACGCAACACGCCAGAGACGCCACCGACCUCCUGAGCCAGAGGAAAUACAAGGAGGAGGCCAAGAAAGAAGCUUCUGUGAGUCUGUACUCUCUUCUGCCUGAGACGCCUGAGACUAAACACGCCAGACAGGCCUCUGAACUACUGAGCGAGCAUAAGUACAAGCAGGAGAUCUCCAGCAGUCUGUACUCUCAGCUGCCGCAAACACAGGAGACGCAGUUCGCCAAACAGAUGGCGGAUCUCCAGAGUGACAAUCAGUACCGCAGAGAGACUCAGGAGGAUCUGUCUCAGUGUGUGUACUCUCAGCUGCCCGAGACGCUACACACACAGUUUGUGAAGGAGCUGGCGCCGCUCAUCAGUGAGAACAAAUAUAAGGCUGAUGGAAAAAAGGAGAUGCAGAACUGCCUUUAUUCCCGUCUGCCUCAAACCAGUGAGACACAACUCGCCCGCGAGCUCACACAGCUCUACAGUCAGAAGAGCUAUAAGGACUCGGGUAACCCGGACGCUCAGGUGUGUCUCUACGCUCAGAUGCCGCAGACCAUCGAGACGCAGUUCGCUAAAGAAGUGUCCAAACAGCAGAGUGACAAACUCUAUAAAGAGAAGUUUAACUCAGAGAAAGGCAAGUCAAACUACACACAGAUGAAGGAUCUUCCCGACGUCACACACGCCAUACAGGUCAACAAACACCAGAGCGAGGUGGAGUAUCGCAGAGGGAAAGAGGAACUUCAUAAAUACAGUCAUGUGACCGACAGACCCGACAUCCUCAACGCUGUUCACGCCAGCAAACUCGCCAGUGACGUGGCCUACAGGAGUAAAGAGCAGGCGUUUGACCAGCGAGAGCUUCUGCAGCGACCCGACAUACAACACGCCAAACACGCCACACAGCUGGCCAGUCAGGUGAACUACAAGAAGGAUCAGAGAGGACAGAAGCCACAGUACAACCCGAGUGAGUGUGUGAGCUUCAGACACACACAGACCGCAGGGGCACUCGCCAGUCAGGUGAGGUACACUCAGAAGAAGCUGGAGGCCGUCACUGAUCUCCCGAACCUGCUUCAUCUGGGUCACGCGCUUCACGCCAGCAAACUCCAGAGCAACGUGGAGUACAGGAAGAAGUAUGAGGCGUCUAAAGGGCGGAGCCUCGUCACCCUGGAUACGGCGGAACAGCGCCACCAUCAGGAGAACGCAGCGCUGCACAGUCAGGUGAAAUAUAAAGAGGAGUAUGAGAAGCAGCGAGGGAAGUCCCAGAUGGAGUUUGUGGACACGCAGACCUAUAAAGUGUCGAAGGAAGCGCAGCGGAUCCAGAGCGAGAAGGAGUAUCGUAAGGAGUACGAGAGCGAGGUCAAAGGGAAGGCUCUGCUGGAGGCCGAUCUGACGCCCGUGUUCCUGACGGCCCGUAACGCCAGCAGCCUCAUGAGCGAGAAGGAGUAUCGUAAGGAUCUGGAACAGGAAGUGAAAGGGAAAAGCCUGACAGGUCUGGAGGAAACGCCGGAUCUGGUGCGGGUGAAAAACGCUGGACACAUCCUCAGUGAGAAGGAGUAUCGCAAGGAUCUGGAGCGCGAGAUCCGAGGGAAGAGAUCCGACGUCACAUCAGACAGUCUGGAGAUGCAGAGGGCCAAGAACGCGUCUGAGAUCAGCAGCGACGUGAGCUACAGGCAGGCGUCUCAGCUGGGAGGAUACGCCACAGUGACGGACACACCUGCACUUCUGCACGCCGCUUACCUGAGAGACGUCUACAGCCAGAAGAAGUACCGCGGAGAGGUGGAGCAACUGAAGGCCUCGAGUUCUAAAGCUUCAGACACACCAGAGAUCCAGAGAGUGAAAAACAACCAGCGCAACAUCAGCGGACUCUUCUACACGUGGGACUCGCGGCUGAUGAAGGGUUUGACGUCGACGCUCAAUGACACCCCAGAGAUCCGACUGGCCCGGGAAAACGCCAAGAACACCAGUGACGUUCAGUACCGGGAGUGUGUGGGAUCGGGAACAGCCGUGACGGACACACCUGAGAUGGAGCGGGUCCGCCGGAACCAGCAGAACAUCAGCGCCGUCAAAUAUAAGAAAGCGCUUGACCCGGUCAGUGUGGGUGUGACUCCGGAACUGGAGCGGGUCAAACAGAACCAGCAGAACAUCAGCUCGGUUCAGUACCAGCGGGGUCUGCAGGAGGUCAAAGGUCACUCGUGCUCAGAGCUGGACACGCCCGAGAUGAGGCGUGUGCGCAAAUCUCAGGAAUCCAUUUCCAUGGCCAAAUAUCACGAGGAGUUCGAGCGCACGCGGGGUCGCGGCGCCACACACACCUUCGAUGAGCAGCACAUGGCACGUCUCCAUGGAGACCAGGUGCGAGGAGGUUACCAUGGAGACCAGGUGGGAGGCGGUUACCAUGGCGUCCAGCCGCAGGUGGUGGAGAUGGACCGCAGGUCAGGAGGAGCCGCUGAGCUGAGGGUCUGGAGGACUGAUCCGGGAUCCAUCUUUGACUUUGACCCGGUGGAGGACAACAUUCAGUCUAAAAGCCUUCGCAGGAUGACCGAGCGUGGCCCGCAGUCGGUGUGCAGCUCUCUGGGUUCAGAGCUCUGGGCCGAUCGCAGUGCGUCCGUGUGCAGCAGAUCCAGUUCAGGUGUUUACCAGCAUCAGUCCCAUCAUCCUCAGCAGCUCCAGCAGGGAUACGGACACACACAGGCCGUUCGCAGCGUUCAGUCUCCGCCACACGCCGCCAGCAUGAGAGUGUAUCGGGCGCUGUACGAUUACGCCGCUCAGGAUCACGACGAGGUUUCCUUCCGCGACGGAGACGUGAUCAUUAACGCUCAGCACAUCGACGAGGGAUGGAUGUUCGGGACCGUGCAGCGCACCGGCAAAUCCGGCAUGCUCCCCGCCAACUACGUGCAGAGCUUCAACUGAGAGCCACACACACACACACACACUCUCACAAACACUCACACACUCACGCAUUUCUUCACACACUAACCUACUGUAUAUUCCUCUCUCUGUGAAGAGGAAGUGAUGUCAGAUGGGUUAACCACACAUGCUGAUCAUUAGAUUCUGGGCAUGAGUGUGAAACCAGAGCCCGUCUAACGGAGAGCCUAACGGAUUAGCCCCGUUGUGGAUCAUCCUGGUUGCAGUUCCAUUAUAAU